Mus pahari (shrew mouse) is the source of this 4753-nucleotide messenger RNA. RefSeq names its product KIAA1328 ortholog. The transcript has 11 exons. NCBI's taxonomy places the organism in Eukaryota, Metazoa, Chordata, Mammalia, Rodentia, Muridae. The coding region runs from base 7 to 1851 and encodes 614 amino acids. The record is from RefSeq and is a predicted model, not a curated record.
UUCAAGAUGGCCGGCGCGGCGGGCCCCUCCCUGCCGGGCUCCGCGUUCUGGAGCCGCGACUUUUCUGAUGAAGACCAGUCGGUGGUUUAUGUUCCAGGAAUCUCCACAGAAGGAAAUACAAGAUCGAGACUCAAGUUGAUAAAUUCAAAAGUGGAUGUUAAAGUUAAGGCUUCCAGGGUGACUGAUGCUUCUGUCUCCAUGGCGUCUUUAAAAGGUGCUGGAGAUUCAGUAGCCGAACAGAAUUUCUGCAAGAGAGGAAUGAAGAGUGCAUCAUUGAAAGAUUUAUGCCUUGAAGACAAAAGACGCAUUGCCAACUUAAUUAAAGAACUGGCCAGAGUAAGUGAAGAAAAGGAGGUAACAGAGGAACGGCUGAAAACUGAGCAGGAAUCCUUUGAGAAGAAGAUCCGGCAGUUAGAAGAACAGAAUGAACUGAUCAUCAAAGAAAGGGAAGCUCUUCAGCUACAGUAUAGAGAAUGCCAAGAACUUCUAAGUCUCUACCAGAAGUACCUAUCGGAGCAGCAAGAGCAGCUUACCCUGUCCCUCUCAGAGCUUGGAGCUGCUAGAGCGCAGGAGCAGCAGAUAACCAAGAAGAAACACACUCCCCAGUGUUCAUUGAUGGACAUGGAUGGCUCCUUUCUGAGUGUAGCCAAACCACAAACCUAUGGUCAGACCAAGGCAAGGCCUAAGUCAGCAAACCACGUCUCAGCUUCAGAAUCCUUUACAGAAUUAAGGAAUAAUUCCUUGAAACCAAUAACACUUCAUCAUCCCAAAGAAGAUUUAGAGAGGAUGUCAACAAAAACCAGAACAUGUACUUAUGAAUCUCCGGGGAGGAGACUAAUAAAUGCAGCCCCAAUAGAGAAAGCUCUCCCAGAAGAGUUGGAGAUAAAGGAAUAUCCAAACCUUCCACCUACUCCAUCUAGUCAGUACUGUGGUAAUAAAUGCUCUGAAAGUGAAGCUUACGUUCAUGAGAACUAUCACCCUACAAACCUGGCCCCUCAGUGUUGUAAGACACAUCUAGAAUCUUGCAGUCAUUGUAGGAUUCCCUGGGCAUCUCAAAUGCAUGGUCGAGUGAUCCUGCAACCCAGAGAAACUGACAUUGAAAAACAACUCUCAGAAGACAGAAGGCAACAGCUGAUGCUUCAGAAAAUAGAACUGGAAAUUGAAAAGGAACGCCUGCAGCAUCUCCUGGCCCAACAAGAGACAAAGCUUCUCCUUAAACAGCAGCAGCUGCACCAAUCCCGACUAGAUUACAAUUGGUUAAGAACUCAAGCUAUGUUUAAAUCCCGAGAGCUGGUUGCUGGUAAAGAGUUUCCUAAACCUGAUCUGGAUAUGAAUGGGAGUGACUCUGGACCAAGCUUAUGGAAGCCAAAAUGUGAUGGAUGGCUGCGUGGAACCUCAACAUCCUUUAAAAAGUGCCCAGACUCUCCAAACAGUGGGCAAAACCAGAGGGAGAAGAAAACUGUUGAGUUUCAGUCACAUGUGGAGAAUGGUAUCCAGUGGGCUUGUCAACAGAAUGAUAUAUGCAGACCCCAGAGAGAGACAGUAACAGGAGUUAGAAAAGAUGCAUCCACAUCCCCUAUGUCAACACGAAGCCCUAAAGAACCCCCGACACCAGCCUCAUUAUCAUCCCAGCACAAAACCUCAAGGUAUGAGACAUCUCUUUUGGAUUUGGUUCAAUCUCUGAGCCCAAAUUCUGCUCCCAAAUCUCAGCCCCAUCCCUCCAGAGCAGCAGGGACAUGGACUACUCUCCGACCUACCCCUCAGAAAUCUAUCUGGAAGAAAGUGGGGACCCGUAGGAGCCCCGAAGAUCUGGAGGAGAAUCAGAUUCUGGAAGACAUCUUUUUCAUAUGACUCUGAAGCACAUACUACAGAAUUUCCACAGGAAAUACUUGGGUUCCUUUCCAUAUUGGUGUAGGAUGUCUCUCCUUUCAUGGAGACCUUUUGCUGGCACCCGUUUAUGGUAUUGAAUAUAGAAACCAUUCUAACACAUCAGGGUGGUUUUUUGUCAGACCGGUCAGCAGAAAGGACGUCACCUAGGGGUAGGAUCUUUUCUAUACCAAACAGAAAUCAGAAAUUUAGGAUACUUUCUGUGUGGCAGACUCUAUGAGUAUCUAGUGUCAUUUUAAGAGUGUUUUCAAUUUACUACUGCAAAAAGUUGACUCUUUACAGAAGGAAAAGCUUUCCCAUUGACAGACCUCUUAAAUAUGAAAGGGGCCACUUCUCUUCUCACUAACGCUAAGUGUGGCUCUUCAUUCUGAAAUUGAAGUUGAUGACCCUAGUAUCAUCUUACAUGGGACCAAUACUUGUGGGUCAUAGUGAUCACCAGCCUGGUCAUUGCCACCCCUUAAACCAAAAGGUUUAAUGACUUAGAGGGAAGUUCCCAACCAGAGAGUGGUAUUAAACUAACCACAUGUGGGAAUGGCUGCCUGGGGAAAUUUACCGGUGUCCAGGCAACCACCUCUCCAGUGUCCCAUGGUGGACGUUUCUUGUUGACUUCAAUGUCGGUGGUUCUUGUACAAUCUAUGGUUGUGUCUGAGGAAGAUGACACUAGAGAGAGAGUGGUAUCAAGUGGCUGCAGGUUGGCAGGCUCCUGCCCCCACCUCACUGCAUAAGGAUGAAUAAUUCUACCCUGAACACCCAUGGAUGCACCGAGUCGAAGAAAGCUCUGCUGAUUAUCCUUCCUGGCCCAGAUCUAAAUGUUUUCUCUUCAGGCUGAGCUCAGACCUUCUGCGUGUACUCAGGCUCCCCUCCCCUCGAGCCUCCCUAUCUCAUACUCUUCCUCUGAGGCAAAUGCAAGGGUAAGACUAAUUACUUGUAGUCAUUCCCUUUGGAAAUUGGAAGUUCAUUGCAGAUUCCAAUUUCCUUUUCAAAGUCACCCUGAGAGUAACUAGAAGAGGCUUGUUCCAUUUCAGAGCACCUUUAGGAUAUGCCUUUGGAGUGGUAGAAAUGGCCGUUUUCUCAGUUGCGGUUCCAGAACCAUCUCUUCUCUAUCUUGUGUGUCAGACAGCUUAACUAUGCCUAUUUCUUUAGCCCUGCUAUAACCGCAGUCACUGUUCUGAGCAUCAAUAGUCUCACUACUCCAUUAUGCCUCCAGAAGGAGAAGAAAGAGAAUCUGACCUCUUUCAGAAGAUUAUUUACCUGUAGAAGAGCUGUAAACAGCCUAAACACUAAAGGUUUUUUUGCAAUGGCAUGCCAGUGAAUAGAAUUUAAUUGCUUUUUCACCAACAUGGGAAGUUUGGAAGGGAAAAAGAGUUUUCAGGGGAGCAUCGGUCAACACACUUUUCAUACUUCAUGGCCUACCAGUACACACACACACACACACACACACACACACACAUGCACACACACACACAUACACACACACACAUAUAAAACCUAGUGACGUUGUUAUUGAGUGAAUGGUAUAUGUUAACAUUUUAAUAUGUAUUAAAUUUCCUUUGAGAUAGAUGUGUUGUUGUAGAGUAUUGGGGUUUGAGCUGAUGGUAGCCUAUCCCACAGAAGGAUGGGAAGAAAGGAGAAGCCACGGGACUCCCCUGAUUAUGCUCUCUUCAGUAGUUGGUUGGGACUUCUUUGGCCAGCCCCUAGAUGUUUUCUCAAAGCAAAACUGCACUCAAUAAUGAAAAUUUGGUUUAACAAGAUACACCAAAGUCACCAGAUAGGAGCAGUUCAAACCCAGAGGUGGAGAUGGGGGUCAUUGUCCUUUUCUUUAUUUCUCUUUCCUAUUUUGAGUCAAUGUCCAAACUCUCAAGACUCUUUUCUACUGUCUAGUUAUUAUUUAUCAGCCACAUGGAUUGGUAGCACAUGAGAGCAGUGGGAAGAAGGAAGGAAAGGAACCAUGCCUGAUUCUGUUUGCAGCCUUGGUACAAUCUCAUGUUGCACGCAGCUCUCUCAUAAAGGAGAAAAGGGGGGCCAGAAGAGAGAACUGACGAUGGCGGGCCAUGGGGUACUUCCACUGCUGCCUCCUCAGUCCCUUAUCUGCAGUGGUUAGCAUUUUCUUCCAAAUUUAAGAUUUCUAACUCCCCUACUUAAAAAUGAACUCUCCAGGGCUUACACGACAAGGGCCACAGCCCUAGAGAAGCUCUCUGUCCCUGGCCCCAUGUCCUUCUGCUGCAUCAUCUGCCCCUAUUACCUUCUCCCCUUUGCUCCCCAUUGUGACUUGCUACUGUUAGACAUGUCCCAAUGACACACUUCUCUUUCCAGGUCCUUCAGGGUGAAUAACUUGAGACUAAGUUGUUACCACUUUGUGAAAUUUUCCUUAUGUACUUGGCACUGUGUACUGCUGGCUCUAGUCCAACCAUAGCCUAUGGGCCACAUAUGGUCAAGGAUAGCUGUGAAUGUGGCCUAACACUAAAUUGUAAAUUUACUUAAAACUUUUUGAGUUGUGUUGUUAUUUUUAAUUUUCACUUUUUUCUGUGUAACUUGAUUGUGCAGCUCUCAAACACGAAUAUUGUAUAUAAUAAAUCAUGUCAUCAUGUUGCAGUAUCAGAAGACUGGCCGUGUGGCAAGUGCAAAGCCUCUGUUAUGGCCUCCUCAUUAUGACACAUUGUACUGGGUACUUUUGUCUUUCUUAUUAGGAUUCCAGGUAGCCAGACUAAUAUAUGCUAUGUUGGAGAAGCCAGCUUCACCAUUUGUAACAUACAGAUAUGCAGGUGAGUUAUUGAUACCUUCUGAGAAUGAUAAUGUACCUGCAGAUUUUAGGCCUGACCUGAUGAUCUAGCCCUAAAAACCUAGACCAGAGAAAACCCAGAGUGAG